Molecule: messenger RNA, 1199 nt
Organism: Panonychus citri (citrus red mite)
Lineage: Eukaryota; Metazoa; Arthropoda; Arachnida; Trombidiformes; Tetranychidae
Product: nicotinamidase-like
Exons: 1
Coding region: 100-1155 (351 amino acids)
Molecular function (GO): calcium ion binding
Source: RefSeq, a predicted model, not a curated record
UUGACAUUUUAUUGAUUACCAAUUGAAUUGAUUUGUUUGUGAUACUGUUAAGCAAUUAAAUUGUUGCUUUGUUAAUUGUUGUUCGGUGUUGAUGUUAAAAUGUCUUCUAAUGUUAAUUGUAACUCUAAUUUUGAUGAUUGUGAUUUGAUGUUCAAUGAAUUUGCUUCUGCCUUUGGUUCAUUGGAUCUCGAAGGUUUCACUCGGAUGAUUAAUCAAUUGUUCAAUGGUUCUAAUCAACAAUUAGAUUCAUCAUCAUGUUCACCUGAUCAAUUGAUUCAAGUUUUUAAUACCUUUGAUUGCGAUGGCGAUGGUUGUAUUAAUAGAGAUGAAUUUAAAUCCAUGUGGUCUAAAUGGUUGUCGAUUGUGAUUAAACCAAAAUCAGCUCUAAUUGUGGUCGAUGUUCAAAAUGAUUUCAUUUCUGGUUCAUUGGGAUUGGAAAAUUUUCCAAGUGGAGUUAAUUGUUCAUCAAUUGUUCCAAUCAUCAAUUCACUGAUUGAUCAAUGUUCAUUUGAGAUUGUUGUUUAUACUCUUGAUUGGCAUCCAGAAGAUCACAUUUCAUUCAUUGAUAAUGUUCAUCUGAGAAAAGUAAAACAAUUAAAUGGUAAUCAGGUUGAUGGAAAUUGUGAAGAGAAAUCGUUGAUUGUUAAUCCAUUUGAUUGUCUCACUUUUCAUAUCGAUCAUGUUGGUGAAAGGAAUCAAAUUGUUUACCCAAAACAUUGCGUCCAAUCAACUUGGGGAUCACAAUUACAUGACCAGUUGAAGGUGAUUAAAGGAGCAAUUAAAGUCUACAAAGGGACCAAUCCAAUUGUCGACAGUUACUCAGGAUUCAAGGACAAUGAAGCGAUAACAUGGACACAAUUAGAUGAACAAUUAAGAUCCAAUGGAAUCACCGAUGUUUAUAUUUGUGGUCUUGCUUACGACAUUUGUGUCUAUCACACAGCCAAAGAUUCACUGUCAUUAAAUUAUCGGACAAUUAUAAUCGACGAUUGUUGCAAGGGGACAGAUGACAAGAAAAUUGAUUCAAUUCGUAAACAAUUAACUUCAAACGGUUGUUUAAUUGUUCAAUCCAAUCAAAUUGAACCAAUUGUUUCAGGAACAAUCAAACCUUGGCCAUUAGCUUAUCAUGCAACUCGAAAUUUAAUGAAUUCUAAAUGAUCGAUGUCUCAGAUUGAUUUUAAUAAAAAACUGCGAAAAUUUUA